AUGACACCCCGCCUUAUAAGGAUCUCUCUUUGUCUCUAUUCUCCUCUCUCCCUGUUUCUCUCCUUGUCUCUAUUCUUCUCUCUCCCCGUUUCUCUCUUUGUUUCUAUUCUUCUCUCUUCCCGUUUCUCUCUUUGUUUCUAUUCUUCUCUCUUCCCGUUUCUCUCUUUUUUCAUUUCUUCCUCUUUCUCCCGUUUCUCUCUUUUCUUUUCUAUUCUUCUCUUGUUUCUAUUCUUCUCUCUUUGUCUCUCUUUGUUUCUAUUCUUCUCUCUUCCCGUUUCUCUCUUUGUUUCUAUUCUUCUCUCUUCCCGUUUCUCUCUUUGUUUCUAUACUUCUCUCUUCCCGUUUCUCUCUUUGUUUCUAUACUUCUCUCUCUAUCUAUAUAGUUCUCUCCUUGGCUCUCUGUUCAUCUCUAUAUUCUUUCUUUUUCUCUCUCUUUGUCUCUAUAGUUCUUUCUUUUUCUCUCUCUUUGUCUCUAUAGUUCUUUCUUUUUCUCUCUUUGUCUCUAUAGUUCUUUUUUUUCUCUCUCUUUGUCUCUAUAGUUCUUUCUUUUUCUCUCUCUUUGUCUCUAUAGUUCACUAUAUUUUUCUCCGUGGCUUUGUAUUCGACGUUUUUUUUCUCCCUCCCUCUCUCCAUAUCUUUGAAUAA
Molecule: messenger RNA, 645 nt
Organism: Acanthosepion pharaonis
Lineage: Eukaryota; Metazoa; Mollusca; Cephalopoda; Sepiida; Sepiidae
Source: the annotation of a GenBank genome assembly